Scleropages formosus (Asian bonytongue) is the source of this 2247-nucleotide messenger RNA. Its product is annotated as cyclic nucleotide-gated cation channel beta-3-like. Gene Ontology annotation, cellular component: plasma membrane; intracellular cyclic nucleotide activated cation channel complex; photoreceptor outer segment. Gene Ontology annotation, biological process: monoatomic cation transmembrane transport. Bases 1 to 2247 code for a protein of 748 amino acids. The record is from RefSeq and is a predicted model, not a curated record. The transcript is spliced from 18 exons. Gene Ontology annotation, molecular function: cGMP binding; protein-containing complex binding; intracellularly cAMP-activated cation channel activity. Lineage: Eukaryota; Metazoa; Chordata; Actinopteri; Osteoglossiformes; Osteoglossidae.
AUGUUCAACAAGCUGAGGAAACUCUUCGGCUUCAAGUCCACGGUGGCCCAGAGCCCCGGGACCGUCCCAGCAACGCCUGCUGUGAACCCAGCUUCGACCCCGGCCGCAAGCCCAACCCCAACGCCUCCGCCUCCGCAGGAAGAAAAACCUCCUGAAAAGAAUGAGGAGCCCAAGAAUGAAGAGAAGGCCAAACCGCCAGAGCCAUCUCCCUCCCCAGCACCUCAGGAGCCUGCACCUGCCCCCCCAAAGCCAGAAGAGAAACCAGCCAACCCCACUAACAAUGAGCAGGCACAGGGAGAGGGUCAAGAAGAGGCUCCACCAGCUCCACUCCCUAUAGUGGUGAAUAGGUAUGCGGAUGAGCAGCUAAGGAACAUUGUCAGACGCCUGAGGGAAAGGACAGACCUCUACAAGGAGAAGGUCAUCGACCCCUACGCCUCUUCUCCUGAACACAGCCCCCCUGUCACUCCAGUUUUGAGAAAAUGUGAUUUCAUUAAGCGAGAGGAGGAAGAAAGAAAACGGAAAGAGGAAGAGGAAAAGAAAAAAAAGGAAGAAGAGGCUAAGAAGGCGGCAGAGAAAAAGGAAGAGAAAAAAGAAGAGAAAAAACAGGAGGAGAAGAAAGAAGCUGCACCAGAAGCCCAACCGGAACCCUCCCUCUGUCCAAAGAUCAGCUUCUCCUGCAUCUUUUCUGGUAUUUUUGCUGUGAUUGACGUCCUACUCAAACCCCUGGAGGAGAAGCUGGACACAUGGCUGGAUAAGACCAUAGACCCCUUCACAGACCGCAGGUACAUCUCCUGGCUAAGCGUGGUGACAAUAGCCUACAACUACAACGUUUGGUUCAUCCCAGCCCGUCUGUCCUUCCCUUACCACACACCAUGGAGCAUUCCCUUCUGGAUCUUGUUUGAUAUUCUCGCCGACAUUGUCUAUAUUGCCGACAUUAUCAUCUUCCAGCCCCGACUGCAGUUCGUCAAAGGCGGUGAUAUCAUUAAAGACAGAAGUUUGACGAAGUUCAAUUACAGAGGAUCUGCCAGAUGUCAGACGGACGUCCUCUCAGUCGUACCCUUUGAUGUGCUCUGCCUCCAGUUUGGAUUCACGUCCUUUUUCAGAGCAAAUCGCUUCCUGAGGCAAGAGUCUUUCUUUGAAUUCAGUGACCGUCUGGAGAGCAUCAUGAGCAAAGCCUAUAUCUGGAGAGUUGCCCGCACCAUAGGGUAUUUGCUCUACAUCUUGCAUCUCAAUGCCUGCAUCUACUACACGGCGUGCUUGUAUGAGGGCAUUGGCACCACCAAGUGGGUGUACGACGGCGAGGGCACAGCGUACCUGCGGUCCUACUACUUUGCCGUGCGCACCCUCAUCAACAUCGGAGGCCUUCCAGAGCCACAGACCCUCUUUGAAAUUCUAUUUCAGAUGUUAAACUACUUCAUAGGUGUCUUUGUGUUCUCCAGUUUGAUCGGUCAGAUGAGGGAUGUCAUUGGGGCGGCGACUGCGGGCCAGACCUAUUUCCGCACCUCUAUGGACAGCACAGUGGCCUACAUGAACACCUACAAGAUCCCCAGACUGGUGCAAAACAGGGUGCGCACCUGGUACAACUACACCUGGGACUCCCAGGGCAUGCUGGAUGAGUCAGAGCUGCUGGAGCAGAUGCCACUGGUCAUGAGAACAGCCAUCGCCGUGGACGUCAACCUGAGUACCUUCCAGAAGAUCGACCUCUUUAAGGGCUGUGAUAACCAGAUGCUCGUAGACAUGCUUCUGAGACUCAAGUCCAUUAUAUAUUUGCCUGGAGACUUUGUGUGCAAAAAGGGAGACAUUGGAAAGGAGAUGUACAUCAUCAAGGCUGGAGCUGUGCAGGUGGUGGGUGGGCCAGACAACAAGACCGUGUUUGUGACACUGAAGGCUGGCUGUGUGUUUGGAGAGAUCAGUCUGCUACAGUCAGCAGCCAAUGGUGGAAACCGGAGAACAGCCAAUGUGGCGGCCCAUGGCUUCGCCAACCUUUUUGUCUUAGACAAGAAGGACCUCAAUGACAUCCUGGUCCACUACCCAGAAUCCCAGAAGGUGCUAGCAAGGAAGGGAAGGAAACUAAUGAAAGCCAAGGGUCCAGCCACUGGGGGUCCAGCAGAGCAGAAGAAGGGCUUGGCCUUGUUCAAUGAGAGGCCCCCUACUCCCAAGAUGUUGCGUGCCUUUGCAGGAUUUGGGAAAGGGGGCUUCCUGGAAAAGCUCAAGGCUGCUGCUGCUGCUGAAGCCAACAAGCAGUAG